CGGAAAGGAAGUAAAACUGAAGCAGAAAACAACACUUGAAAACAAGAUCAGAAGCGAUGGAAUUCUUAGAGGAUGUACCGGUAAGCCCCACAAAAGAAGAGGUCGAAAAUGUUCCGUCGAACAGGCAGUAUUCCACAUCUUAUUACCAAAAACAAGGCAAGAAACAAGACAGCGGGAAAAACAACAAUGACAACAACAGCGACGACAUCGACAACAGCAUUGGCAAGCAUAAAAACAACAGUCGCCGACGCCCCCCACAAAACAAUAAGCCUGCAGCCAGGAACAACAACAGCAGCAGCAGCAGCAGAAAGGUGAAGGAUCAAACCAAGACGCCGUCAGCCGUCAGAAAGCCUGACGAAAAUCUUUGUACCGAUGUUGCCCCGGAUCCUCGCGGCGACGAUCCGGAGCACCGCAUGACCAAGAAAAGCGCCGGCCGCAACACGGAAUCCUUUGACCCGGGCAGCACACUCGUGCGCCCCGCUCUGAGGGUGAAAGUCGGAUCUCCUCUGUCGAAAUGUUACAAUAGGUUCCCACUCAGACACGACGAUGUGGUCAUCGUCCCGGAAAUGUUUGGGCCUGAGGAGGACUGGAAACUCUAUUACCAACUCGUCGAAGAAAUGACGGAACUCCAGCAACAAAAUGUGAAGGGAACCGAGUGGAUUUCUUGGCACGAAGGAGCCCAUCUUGUGGCCAAAAAUCCUAGCGGAUCGAAAACCUUUCAAUUAAUCAUUGACUAUCUGUGUGACUAUUUUCGAAUCGAAAAAAAGAGCAUCGGUACUCGGUUCAACUGGUACAAGGAUAGCUCUGAUUGGAAGCCCUUUCAUCACGACUCAGCGUAAGUCACCGGAACUCAUUUCUUCGAGAAGGGAUGCUCACUGACGACCAACAACGCCUUCUUAGUUUCCCACUCACACGAUUCAUCUUCGUUUGUUCUUUUGUUGACUCCUAAUGGAAACUCGAUUUUCAUUGUAGAGCUUUCAACCCCUCUCGGGCAAAGACCCAAAACAUUACGGUUGGAGUCAGUUUCGGUGACUGCCGAGAACUCGCCUUUUUGCGUGCCGACGACCAAUCCGAUUGCCGCUUGUACUUUCCCCAACCCAACAAUGGUGUUUUCUCGUUUGGUCGGGACGUGAACAUUCACUGGAAGCACGGAAUCAAUGCCUUGUCAGUCGAAGAGCAGGAGGCCCAUGGAAUUAACAAGGGAAGAAUUAGCAUCAUCCUCUGGGGUUUGGCAACUUCCGUCAUGGAGGAAGACAACUCGCCACCACUUCUCGGAGCCGAUGGAAAGGGACCACAUGCCGCCAAAAAUAAUCACAAAUACCAUGGCAACAACAGAAAUCGAGGAGGUCGAAACAAACCCCAGCAGAAGAAAACCAAUGGCAAGACAAACUAAAACAACGACUCAACGUAUGAAUUCAUCGAACUUGCCGAUCUUCGUAUUCAAAAUUUGAUUAUCUAGUGAAAAAGUUUGACGAAGAAGAUGGCGAUGAUGUCAUUGAUUGGAUCAUCUUUCGCAGAUGCGACACCCGCUGCCAGUGAAUGGAGAUAAUUGGGAUGCACAGCUACGGAAUGAUGUUAGAAUAAAUAUUUAUUAUAUCG
This is a messenger RNA of Pseudo-nitzschia multistriata, 1599 nucleotides long. The record is from the annotation of a GenBank genome assembly. NCBI's taxonomy places the organism in Eukaryota, Bacillariophyta, Bacillariophyceae, Bacillariales, Bacillariaceae.